This is a messenger RNA of Melanaphis sacchari, 360 nucleotides long. Its product is annotated as DNA-directed RNA polymerase II subunit RPB11-like. The transcript is spliced from 4 exons. NCBI's taxonomy places the organism in Eukaryota, Metazoa, Arthropoda, Insecta, Hemiptera, Aphididae. Gene Ontology annotation, molecular function: protein dimerization activity; DNA binding. Gene Ontology annotation, biological process: transcription by RNA polymerase II. Gene Ontology annotation, cellular component: RNA polymerase II, core complex. The record is from RefSeq and is a predicted model, not a curated record. Bases 1 to 360 code for a protein of 119 amino acids.
AUGAACUCGCCACCAACAUUUGAAUCAUUUUUAUUGUUUGACGGGGAAAAAAAAAUUGUCAGAGAAUUGGAUACAAAAGUUGUGAAUGCAGAAAUAUUCACUAUAAACAAAGAAGAUCACACAUUGGGAAACAUGAUCAGAAACCAACUGCUUAAAGACCCUAAUGUACUAUUUGCCGGGUAUAAACAACCACAUCCUUUGGAACAUAAAUUUGAAAUUCGUGUACAAACAAAAAGCUCUGAGUAUACACCUCGAGAUGCUUUAACCAACUCUUUAGCUGAUCUUUUGGCUGAACUUUCGCUGCUUGAAGAACGUUUCAAGGAUGCUAUAAGACAGAAAAAAUAUGAAAGUUCCGAUUAA